CUGAUGGUUUAACACAGACUACACUGUAGUUUAUAUCAAAAACACAAUCAGUGUAUAUUUGUAACCGGUUGGCGCGCCGAAAGCUACGGGUAGAUGGCUAGAUGCUCACGAACAUCAACAGCGGGUCGUGUGUGUGAGGUAGAGAGAGUGGGAGACAGACAGACAGAAAGAACGUGAUAGACAUCAACAGACCUUUUGUAAUCAAUACAAACAGAAGAAACAUUGAGAUUCUCCAACAAAGAUAUUGGCAAACUAUUCUUACGUUUUGCAUUCUAAGUGCGAGAGGCGACCAAGAACCCUUCGCGGGACUGCAAUUGAACAGUGAGAAGGCACAGAUUAUAACAAUUGAAACAAUAAUUACGCUUUGCGAGAAGAAGCUGAUCAUUGUGGUGGAUUGGAUUGGGGUCAAUCAAUUUGUAGCUCAACGUCAAGAUAAUAGAAAGAGUUACCAUGGAAACUGUUCUGUUCUUCCUCUUUUCACUCCUGGUGUAUGUGGCUGAUGGUGAAAAGGAGAAGAAAGUGGUGGACCCAUUUGUCUAUGACUAUCAUAGCCUGCGGAUCUGUGGACUGGUCUUUGGUGUGGUACUCUUCGCCCUGGGCAUCCUCCUCAUCCUCAGUAAGUCUUCAUACUUCAGCCGAAAAUGUCGCUGCUGUCCCAAUCAGGAGAAGAAGCUCAAGGCCCCUGGAGACGAAGAGGCUACGGCAGAGACCCUGAUCGUGUCCAAAGCUAAGGAGCCAGAGCCAGAGCCUGAAGCUAAGGCUGAGAACUGAGUCAGCCCAACCAGACUGCCUUCCAACCAGACUGCUUCCCCACCUGACUGACGAUCAACCAUAUCUGCCACUGAACAACCAGUGGUGGAAAAAGUACCCAAUUGUCAAAUUUGAGUAAAAGUAAAGAUUCCACAUAAUAGAAAAUGACUCAAGUAAUAAUGAAAGUCGCCCAGUAAAAUACUACUUGAGUAAAAGUCCAAAAGUAUUUGAUUUUAAAUAUACUUAAGUAUCAAAAGUAAAUGUAAUCUCCAAAAUAUAUCAAAGUAUAAAUCAUUUCAAAUUCCUUAUAUUAGGCAAACCAGGAUGACCAUGGGCACACUUCAACACUCAGACAUCAUUUACAAACAAAGCAUUUGUGUUUAGUGAGACCGCCAGAUCAAAGGCAGUAGGGAUGACCAGGGAUGUUCUCUUAAAAUGUGUGAAUUGGACAAUUUUACUGUUCUGUUAAGCAUUCAACAUUUAACGAGUUAUUUGAUUGUCAGGGAAAAUGUACGGAGUAAAAAGUACAUAAUAUUCUUUAGCUGUAAAUGUAAAAGUUGUCAAAAAUAUAAAUAGUAAAGUACUUCAGUGGUACUUUAAAGUAUUUUUACUUAAGUACUUUACACCACUGUGAACCACUACCUAAGGACCAACACAAUAAUGAUGAUGACGAUGGCAACAAAGAUGAUGACGCUGACAAAGAUGAUGCAGAAGAAUUGUGAAGAAUGAAGACGAUGCAACAGGAAUACUGUGAGACCACAGGACAAGGCAUAGGAGUGUGUAGAGGUGGUUGGGGGGGAUAAUGCAGAUGUAAAUAAACCUUGAACCUAUUGUUCCGUGCUCUGUGCCCGUGUACGUGUCUCAGUGAUCUCGGGUGUACCUGCGCCUUACUGCGACAGUCUGUCUCCAGUUUGUCGUCUUAUAGCCAGUGACACCUUUUUGCAGAUCGCCUUUAACACAGUUCUUCAUAAUUAGAGAUGUGUCAAGAAAUGUUGUUCGUGUUUUGUCUUGAGCUUAUAUUCUGUGUUUCUAUCGUCUUUAGGUUCUAGACGUUACUGUUUGCUAUACUUUUUUUCAGAGUUGUCAUUAUCACUUUCACUCUUGUAACAAUUGUCCUUAAUGACGUUUAUCACGUGGUAGAUAAUAUAUACAAUAUAUACACUACCGUUCAAAAGUUUGGGAUCACUUAGAAAUGUCCUUGUUUUUUUUUUUAAGAAAAGUGCAUUUUAUGUCCAUUAAAAUAACAUCAAAUUGAUCAGAAAUACAUUGUAGACAUUGUAAUUGUUGAGAAUGAAUAUUGUAGCUGGAAACUGCACAUUUUUUUAUGAAUAUCUACAUAGGAGUGCAGAGGCCCAUUAUCAGGAACCAUCACUCCUGUGUUCCAAUGGCACGUUGUGUUAGCUAUUCCAAGUUAAGCAUUUUAAAAGGCUAAUUGAUCAUUAGAAAACCCUUUUGCAAUGAUGUUAGCACAGCUGAAAACUGUUGACCUGAUUAAAGAAGCAAUAAAACUGGCCUUCUUUAACCUCGUUGAGUAUGUGGAGCAUCAGCAUUUGUGGGUUCGAUUACAGGGUUCAAAAUGGCCAGAAAAAAAUGACUUUCUUCUGAAACUCGUCAGUCUAUUCUUGUUCUGAGAAGUUAAGGCUAUUCAAUGUGAGUAAUUGCCAAGAAACUGAAGAUCUUAUACAACGCUGUGUACUACUCCAGUUACAGAACAGCACAAACUGGCUCUAACCAGAAUACAAACAGGAGUGGGAGGCCCCGGUGCACAACUGAGCAAGAGGACAAGUACAUUAGAGUGUCUAGUAUGAGAAAUGGACCCCUCACACGUCUACAACUGGCAGCUUCAUUAAAUAGU
Oncorhynchus masou masou (cherry salmon) is the source of this 2605-nucleotide messenger RNA. RefSeq names its product FXYD domain-containing ion transport regulator 6-like. The record is from RefSeq and is a predicted model, not a curated record. NCBI's taxonomy places the organism in Eukaryota, Metazoa, Chordata, Actinopteri, Salmoniformes, Salmonidae. The transcript is spliced from 7 exons. Gene Ontology annotation, cellular component: membrane. Gene Ontology annotation, biological process: regulation of sodium ion transmembrane transporter activity. The coding region runs from base 451 to 771 and encodes 106 amino acids. Gene Ontology annotation, molecular function: sodium channel regulator activity.